Papaver somniferum (opium poppy) is the source of this 1410-nucleotide messenger RNA. RefSeq names its product wall-associated receptor kinase 3-like. The record is from RefSeq and is a predicted model, not a curated record. The transcript is spliced from 3 exons. Gene Ontology annotation, molecular function: ATP binding; protein serine/threonine kinase activity. Lineage: Eukaryota; Viridiplantae; Streptophyta; Magnoliopsida; Ranunculales; Papaveraceae. Gene Ontology annotation, biological process: protein phosphorylation; cell surface receptor signaling pathway. The coding region runs from base 1 to 1410 and encodes 469 amino acids. Gene Ontology annotation, cellular component: plasma membrane.
AUGGAUCGAAAUGGGCAUCCUAUUACUGAAGAAAUAGACCUGGACUUUUGCUUGCUUCCACUAAAGCCCAACUUUGGGUGUGGAUAUUCAGGGGUUUACUCUGGUUACGAUCUGCUUAAAAAGAAAUAUAACGGCACAUGUAAUUCAACCUGUAAAGAAAGGGGAGAUGUAAAAGAAGGGUCUUGUGAUGGCUUUGGGUGUUGCCAGUUUGCCAUAGCCAAGGCAUUAAAAGAGAUUGAGACUAGUAUUUCAUGGGAUGUUGAUCCUAAUUGCAACUUCUUAUCGUAUAACCCUUGCAGUUCAACAUUUGUGGCUGAUUAUGAGCAGUUCAAAUUCAAUUCAUGGGAUCUUUUGGCCACACCUAAUGGCAGCGACAUCCCUAUCGUUCUUGAUUGGGCCGUAGGGAAUAAGAGUUGCGAAGAAGCAAAAAAAGAUGUAGCAACUUUUGCAUGCCAGGUAAACACUAAGUGUACCAAUUUAAACAAUAACGCCGGGUAUCGCUGCACUUGCUCUGAAGGUUACACGGGGAACCCUUAUCUCAAAGGGGGAGGAGGCUGCACCAAAAUGGACGCUGUAAAGUUUCCAACAACACCAGUUGCUCUGGGUAUCAGUUUCGGGCUCCUGGUUUUAUUUGCAAGCUGUUGGUUAUACUACUUGUUCUGGAAGAGAAAGAAACUAGUUAGGCAGCGAGAAGAAUUCUAUCAGCAAAAUGGCAGCUUGCUAUUAAAACAACAAUUAGUGUUAAACGAAGGUGGUGUAGAAACAUCAAAGAUCUUUACAGAGAAAGAGCUAAGAUUAGUCACUAACAAUUACGAUGAGAGUCUGGCCGUUGGUCGAUGUGGCUAUGGAACAGUUUACAAGGGAACCUUGCCUGACGGCCGUAUAGUUGCCAUUAAGAAGUCGAAUAUAGCUGAUCCGAAUCAAAAUAAGCAAUUUAUAAAUGAGGUUGCUAUUUUGACGAAGGUUCACCAUCGAAACGUGGUGAAGCUCUUAGGGUGCUGUUUGGAGACUGAAGUUCCCUUGCUUUGCUAUGAAUACAUAUCUAAUGGCACCCUCUUCCAACACAUCCACUCAAGUUCCAUUUCUUGGGGAAACCGUUUGAGGAUUGCACUGGAAAUUGCGAAUGCACUUGCUUAUUUACACUCAGCGGCGUCUAUACCCAUCAUUCACAGAGAUGUCAAGUCUGCCAACAUCCUUUUAGAUGAAACAUAUACUGCAAAAAUUGCAGACUUUGGAGCAUCAAGGUUAAUUCCUUUGGACCAAAAAGAAUUAGCCACAGUAGUACUGGGGACAAAAGGAUAUUUGGAUCUAGAGUACUUUAAUACGAGCCAACUGACUGACAAGAGUGAUGUAUAUAGCUUUGGUGUGGUUCUAGUAGAACUCCUGACAACAAAAAAGCCCAUUUUUUAA